Molecule: messenger RNA, 732 nt
Organism: Kwoniella botswanensis
Lineage: Eukaryota; Fungi; Basidiomycota; Tremellomycetes; Tremellales; Cryptococcaceae
Exons: 1
Coding region: 1-732 (243 amino acids)
Source: RefSeq, a predicted model, not a curated record
AUGCCUCUAUCCUCAUCUAACAUAGCAAUUGAAGACUUUGAUCAUGUUGCUGGAAAUGGAGAUACGAUCAUCUCAAUCCCUCUUGAGGGUCUCCAUUCAACUGGAUACAAUAAUACUCAUACUUCCAGUCAAGUUAUCACACCUGACACAAUCCACUUACCUGGAUCCAAUUACAGACACGUAGGUCCGAACGAGGGAUUGCCCUCUAAUUCUCCUUCAAGCUCAUUGACAGUUCAUGAUUCGUCUAGAGAAGAUGAAGAGAGUAAUAUAGGUAUCAUGCAAGGUUUGACACUUACGGAUACACAACCUUUCACUAAUCAGGAAGGUGCUUACACCAACACUGACUCAUCAAGCACAGAUACAGCCCAGAACGUUGAAGCUGGCGUGGAUCAGAAUACAAUUACGGGUACUGCCUCAGAAGACGAAAUCACUUCCACAUCCACGUACAGACCCCUGAUUCCUUAUGUCCGAUUCACACAACCCUCAUACCUCUCCAACGAGAGAUAUCCAACAUACAACGACAAUCGUACAUUCGGAUGGACCAGUGCGAUUUGCGUGAGUGUCAUAUUGGGUUGUGCGGUGGCUGCGUCUUUCGGAUCAGAUUAUUAUUUCCCUACGCAGACAUCCACCGACGGUCCUGGACAGGGAGGGCUUGAAGGUGAGGGUAAUGAGGAUUAUCAUGUAGGUAAGCAUGGGAACGAUGAUUGUCAUUCGUUCGAGAAAGAUUGUUAA